CAAUACACUGUUUAGAUAUAGGGGAAUCGAAAGUAGUUUAAUAUAAAAAUGGCGGCCAAUUUUGAAACAUCACAGAUCAAAGGUUCAGACGAAGUUUACGAUUUGUGCUGUUCAAUCUGCGAAGAUGAUGACAUAUAUAAAGAAGGACGAUUUCAUUGUAAGAAAUGCUCAAAGUAUUUCUGUGACAGUUGUGUGUUAACGCACAAUAAGUUUCACAAGGAUCAUUCAGUAACUGAAAAGGAUGAAGGUGACAAUUUGCCUGUUAACAAAAUAUUCGAUGACACAUUGGAGUUAUGUGUGGAGCACUUUUCUGAGAAACUGACGAUGUUCUGUGACGAUCAUGAAAAGCUGCUCUGUCAGUUGUGUCUCCUUCAUUAUCACAGGCAAUGCAGCCAGGUUGUUAUAUUGGCUGAUAAGAUCAAGUCAACUGGACAAUGCAUGGACGUUGCCAGAAUUGCAAAACGCAUUGAGGAGUUACAUGGACGUUUAGAAGAUGCGGUAAAAAUAGGAGAAAAAAACAUGAAAUCUCUUCAAACUUCCUACGAAAAUGUACUGGAAGAAAUACUUAAUUUACGUCGACAGAUCAACGAAACUUUAGACCGACUGCAACAAGAAACAAUACAAAAGUUGGAGCAGUUGCAUUCCAGCUUAAAGAUUUCUUUGGAAAAAGAUAGCAAGCAAUGCGUUGAAUUUAUGUCGAAGCUAAAAGAAUAUGACAUUAACUGCUCAGAAAAUAUUUCUUCUGAGCAAUCGUUUAUUUUCUAUAAAAAAUGUCUAGAUCAAACCGCCUCGGCAGAUUUAUUUCUCGGCAAACAAAUCAAGAAUGCAUAUAUUGAAUUUCAGCACAACACGGACUUAAAACAAUAUCUUGAUUCUUGUACAGAGCUGGUAAAUAUCACUAUUCACGAAGAUCCGCAACGUAACUGCGUUGACCCAAACAGAGUUGUAAGCGUCAAGGACCAGUCACAGUUCAAUGUGCGGUCGACGACUGAUAGGAAUGACUGUUUCAUAACGGGUAUAUGCGAGGCGUCCAAUGGGGUAAUCAUCAUUGUUGACCGCAACAACAAGUAUGUGAAACUCCUGGAUCAGGCGUUCAACCUGAUAAAGCAGGUACAACUACCUGCUAGGCCAUACUUAAUUUCUAAGAUAUCCCCCAACGUGGUGGCGGUGGCGUUUGGCCCCGAAGCUUCUGUUCCACAGAUUCAUUUCUUACGAGUCGACAAAGUAAGGAUUGUAACGCUUAAUAACAUAGAACUGGAACAGCACUGUAAUGGUAUGGCGAUUCACCAGGGCGACCUAUUUGUAACGUCCAGUACUGCAGUUUGUCAAUACACAAUGGAAGGGCGUCUAGUUAAAAAGUUGUAUGAGGAAAAAUCUACAUGCUUCAAUGGAAUUGGAGUAAGCCCUGAUGGAAAGAGGAUCUAUGUGACGGACGACGAUGACAGUCUCUUCACACUGACCAGGGAUGGAGAAGUCACUGUUACUCUCCAUGAUCCUGCUUUUAGAACGAACUAUUAUAUACCCAACAUACAUGUAGCAGCCACAGGACAAGUGUUUGUAUUUGGUGAGAAAACUGUAAAUCAAGUUGCAACGGACGGCAAAAAAGUCCUCAAUACCAUUAAACUUGGUAAAAUCAACCCUAGAUCUGUCUAUUUCAAUGCAGAUACAAACAAGAUGGUUGUUGGAUUUAAUGGCGACGACGAUGUCGUUGAGUUUAAAACAAAAGUUUCCUGACUUCAUCAUUUGUAUUCAUAACAUACGAAACUUACAAAAUCUUUCAUUAUAUUCUGUCUGCAUAUUAUUGAUUCCCGUAUAAUAUGUAUAACUGUAUAACAAAUAUGAAUAUAUGUUUUCAAUCAUAAGAAGAAGUCAUCAUAUAUACUAAUGCUUUUUUUCGGUAUGAAAUGUUUUUCAGAUUUUACUCUAUAAAAGCAUUACAUUUUCGUAAUAAAGAACCAAACUUGGUGUUGAGAAACA
Messenger RNA from Dreissena polymorpha, 1977 nucleotides. RefSeq names its product transcription intermediary factor 1-beta-like. NCBI's taxonomy places the organism in Eukaryota, Metazoa, Mollusca, Bivalvia, Myida, Dreissenidae. Gene Ontology annotation, molecular function: protein binding; zinc ion binding. The coding region runs from base 49 to 1734 and encodes 561 amino acids. The transcript is spliced from 3 exons. The record is from RefSeq and is a predicted model, not a curated record.